AUCAAAAGACGAGGUAAGGCUGCCGCAAGCGUGAUGAAUAAGGUCGCAACCGCAUCUUAUACUCCUCGGAUCGACGCAACCUCGCUAGAUUUCAAAAAGGACCUUCUGGAAAAGGGGAAAUCCGGGCAAGUUUCUUUCAGCCCGAAACAAUCGACUCUGGACACCGUUCUUGAUCCGAAAAUGACUGUCAACUUAGUAUGGAAAUAGGCUUCCCAAUGAGGAGUCCCAUCUUCGCGGAGCUCACUGAUGUUGAAGAUCAGUCAUCCCGCCUGAGGUCCGUGACUGGCUCCUUCCAAGUCUAUAUCGCUUUGCUGCAGUGGAACCUCAAGAAUCUCAAAUCCUCGAGUGCACGAUCAACCAAUUUGCGAAGGCUGGCAUACCUCAAUCGUUUCAGCCAAGAACACCAGGAACAAAUGAAGUCCUGCAAGGACAAGACGUGCAUACAGGGUAACGUU
Molecule: messenger RNA, 455 nt
Organism: Exophiala aquamarina CBS 119918
Lineage: Eukaryota; Fungi; Ascomycota; Eurotiomycetes; Chaetothyriales; Herpotrichiellaceae
Exons: 1
Source: RefSeq, a predicted model, not a curated record